AUGCUUAUCGACGGUCAAAAGUGGGCGUGUGAAGCUUGUAUACGGGGUCACCGUGUGACCAGCUGCAAACAUCAUGAUCGACCACUGAUCCGCAUCAAGCGCAAAGGCCGCCCCUUCGCAACAUGCACAAUGUGCAACGCAACACCCUGCACAUCUCCAAUCGAGCACGCCCGCGCAAAGCGCGACGCAGAGCUCAAAUGUCCAAAAAAAUCCUCGAGCGGAAGAAUCCAUCGGCAAAAUCCGAACGGGUUCCUCCCCAUUGCCCCACGUCCCGGACCAGGUCCAAGUCCAACGGGCUCGAUCUCGUCGGGGAAGAAUGUCUCCGCAGUGACAACCUCGAAGUCCAAGUCCAAGUUCAGGUCUGGGUCGAAGUCGGCCUGUUCGACUUCGUCCGCUUCGUCGCCUGGAAAGACGACUAUCUACCACGAUGCGGCGGGUGAUUGGUCUGGCUCCGAGGGCUCGGUGUCUAGGGUUGAUUCCGCUAGACAUACUGUGUCGUUUUCGGGGUCGGCGGUGCCGGGGUUAGAGUCGGGUCGGACGCUUAGCGCUGAGCAGGGUUCGCUUUCGCAUUCGGCGCCCGGGUCGUUGUAUGAGUAUCCCGUUUCCGAGGAGGAGGGUACGGCUGCGGCUUUGUUCGAUCCGGCGUAUUCUCUGCAGCCUUCUUUGGCGGUUUCGGGGGCCCAGCCUGCGCAGACGUUGCCUGUGGUUAGUCCGCUCGAUGGGGUGCACCCCUUUGACUUCUCGCUGGACCCUGCGCUGGAACUGGGUGAGAGCACUUUGGGGUAUUUGAAUGAGGUCGACAUCAAUAUGGAUUUGGACUUGCCGGCUAUGGAGGAUAUGUUCCAUGUGGAGGACUGGUCUAGGUAUAUGUGGUCGGCUGAGACAGGGUUUGAGCAUCUGGAUACCGGAUUUCCACCGGCCCAAUAA
Penicillium mononematosum is the source of this 927-nucleotide messenger RNA. RefSeq lists its product as uncharacterized. Gene Ontology annotation, biological process: intracellular iron ion homeostasis; intracellular copper ion homeostasis; positive regulation of transcription by RNA polymerase II. The coding region runs from base 1 to 927 and encodes 308 amino acids. Gene Ontology annotation, molecular function: copper ion binding; DNA-binding transcription factor activity, RNA polymerase II-specific; RNA polymerase II cis-regulatory region sequence-specific DNA binding. The transcript has 3 exons. The record is from RefSeq and is a predicted model, not a curated record. NCBI's taxonomy places the organism in Eukaryota, Fungi, Ascomycota, Eurotiomycetes, Eurotiales, Aspergillaceae. Gene Ontology annotation, cellular component: nucleus.